Macrobrachium nipponense is the source of this 2148-nucleotide messenger RNA. RefSeq names its product protein fem-1 homolog A-like. The transcript has 9 exons. The record is from RefSeq and is a predicted model, not a curated record. Gene Ontology annotation, molecular function: protein binding. Lineage: Eukaryota; Metazoa; Arthropoda; Malacostraca; Decapoda; Palaemonidae. Gene Ontology annotation, biological process: ubiquitin-dependent protein catabolic process. The coding region runs from base 1 to 2148 and encodes 715 amino acids. Gene Ontology annotation, cellular component: ubiquitin ligase complex.
AUGGCUGCUGCUGAUAGGACGUACUCUCAGACCUAUGGCUUCUCUCCUCCUGGGCCACCCUCGAAUCCACAAACGUUUUUAGUUACUCUUGCAUUCACUUUCGUCAUCAUCAUGAAAAUGAGAAUGAGCCUUUUUCGAAAGGGUAGUUUACGGACAAAAAGGAAGAUUCUGGAGUACGCCUUUGCCGGGUGCUUGGGAAUCCGAGUACAUUGCGUCCACAGAGAAUGGUCAACUCAGGGUAUAAUUCAGACCCUGGGUCCAAGCCAGGGUCGACCCAGAUAUAUCAGAUCACUAUUUGUGCUUCUGCAGUACUCUAAAUAUAAGAAACUCCAAGUUGUCCUUGAGAGCAAACGUGAUAAUGCCAAGGACAUUGCCAAUGAGGCAUCAUCUCCAUCGGGCACUGAGCACUGCCAUGAGGAGGCCAAGGAGGACGAACGUUCUUUAUUGUGCAUGGCAGCUCUUCGUGGACAUAAAAACUUCGUCAGAUUCCUCGUUGAAUCCCAAAAUGCACACAUCGAAGAACUGGGCACAGGGGCUAAUCCCAAUGGCGUUACUACUUUCAAAAGCUCUCCGUUGCGAGCAGCAUGUGAGCAAGGCCACCUCCAUACUGUCAGACUGCUUGUGCAACACGGAGCAGAUAUUGAUGCUACUAAUGAAAGCUCUGUCACUUCUCUGAUGAUAGCUUCCUUCUACGGCUAUUUGGAAAUUGUCAAGUGCCUCUUAGAUGCUGGUGCUGAUGUGAACAAUAAAAAUAAAAACGGGAAAAGCGCACUGCAUUACUGCUCAGAAGCAGGCCAUGUGGAGGUCAUGAAAGCGUUGCUGGACCACAACGCUCUGAUGGAUGCUGACAGCACUGAAAUAAAACCCUUGCUGGUUGCAAGCAGUCGCGGUUACAAGGACAUGGUAGAAUAUCUAGUGACCAGAGAUGAUUUGAUAACUAUAAGAGAAAAAAUCGAUGCAUUGGAGCUACUUGGAGCUUCCUUUCAUCGAAACGGAAGAUAUGGUCACUACAAUCAACUACUGGACAUCAGCAAUGAGUCAGAGUGUUACAAACCUAAAAUGUUGGAAUAUAUUUCCAGGUAUGGCAACGGCGCCCUGAUUUAUCCAAAAUCUGAGGAUAAUGUGUCAUGUACUUCACAAGAGGACUUCAGUGAGGUCACCACCUUGCAGGAAUUAGAAGAUAUAGAAUUAGACCCUGAGGAAAUUCAUUUGCAGUCGCUUCUCGUGAUGGAAAGGGUUUUAGGUUCCGGUCACAUGCAAACAAUGAGGAGUAUUAGGGAAAUGGGGUUUGAUUAUGUAGAUGAAGGUGCUUUCAAGAUGUGCAUUGACUUGUGGGUUCACGCCAUCGAUACACAACGCAAUCAUCUACAUCCACUAAAGCAGAGUAGGAUGUUUCAUUUCGAGUCAUUCGUUGGCUUGUUUGGAUUCAUGGCAAACAGUGAGAACGCCCGUAUCGGGAAUUAUAACCCGAGGGAAUAUUUUGAUGAUUUUAUGUGCGUAUUUGAUAGAGUCGUAAUAGAAAUAGAACUAUUUAUCUCUUCAUUAAAUAAAGCUGACGAUCAUGUAAGGAUGAAACGUGAAUUUAACCCUCGCCGGUUUAUGAAUGUAGCUUUGCAUUUAUUACUACCGUUUAUAAGUAUACAGCCUGGCCUCACAAAAUCUCAGUGGGAGACGGUGAAAGAAGCAUUGUACAAACUGGUGAAGUUGAAUCCCAGGAAUUCCUCGGGUUCGACUCUGCUGCACAUGGCUUGCUCCAGAAAAUUUAAGGACGUUGAAGAUUCGAUAAUACCGGCGUCUGUCACUCCCAAAACCGAAAUCGUAGACCUUCUGUUAGAGACUGGCUGUGAUCCCAGUGCCACAGACCACGAAGGUAACACGCCCCUCCACGAACUCGCUAUGAAUAAAGUGUGUCCCAAAGAUGCGGUAGAUGCCCUCUUGUCGGGUGGGGCUCACUUAGACGCAACAAAUAGUCAGGGGCAAACUUUUGCGUCUUUGAGAGCUUCCCGAGGACAGCCUGUCUCUCAACUGGUGAAUGUUGUCCGUCACACCUCUUUGCAAUGCCUGGCUGCAGCGAGCAUUCGGAGACAUGGGAUUCCUUACAAGGAUGUCUUGCCUUCCAGACUUGUGAAGUUUGUAGACAUCCACUGA